AGCUGGUCAGUGAAUGGCAUUCCUAAAGGGAUUAUUAAACAGUCCCUGGGAUAUGUUCCAAUCAUGGUGAAAUCUAAGCUUUGCAAUCUGCAUAGUCUUCCUCCCAGAGCUCUGAUUGAACACCAUGAGGAAGAAGAGCCUCUACAGUUGGACGUAGUGUAACUAGUGCAUCUGGCUUUACAGGUGGACGGAUACAAGAAAUAGUCCCAAUAAUUCUUUUAAACACCACUAAAAUAGUUAUUUUCGUAAAAUACAUGGAAUAUACAGAGCUUAUAAUAGUAUGACAGGUUUAUUGGCACUUGUUUGGGAUGACCUCCGUAAUGCGCUCUUACCUGUUAUGUGUGAGUGAUGCAGGCAUCCCGAGCACAUGUCAAUAUAACUUGCCAUUUUACUGUCCAAUAAGAGCUAAUUUUGUCUCGCUUCCACUUUGUUUCUUGUAUAAAAGGUACUCUGUACUCAGAUCUUUGAACUCUGGUGUAUUAAUUUUUAAAGCACUUUCUCUCUUGUCAGGAAAUGGGAGGCUAUUUUAUAGUUAACGGUAUAGAAAAAGUUAUCAGAAUGCUGAUUAUGCCUAGACGAAACUUUCCCAUUGCAAUGAUAAGACCCAAAUGGAAAAGCCGAGGCCCUGGUUACACAGAGUAUGGUAAGUGUAGUGAUUUUGUUAGGGGCAUCACCUUAGUAAGACAGUUGCUUGAGAAUAAACAAACUGUAUUUAGUUAUUGCUUUCUAUUUUCUUCAUGCAGUUGUGCUGUACAUAAACAUGGCAGCUUGCUCAGAUGAGGGGAAAUUCUAUUCCUUGAAAAGGGAGAAGCCCCGUGCUGGAAAAAGCAAUUCUUUUAACAUUUGGAUGAAUUUUAGUGCUUGUGAAAAUAAAAGGCUAAUUAUAUUGUAUAAGGCAUAAGCUAGGUUGAUGGCUUUUGACUGUUGUAAUCUGAACCAUUGAUAUCGGGUGAUACUGGGUUGUAUUCUGUCUGAUUGUGGGUGGUCCAGCUUACAUUGUGAGCAGGGUGUAAUGGAAGUGAACCUGAGAACAUCAAUCCAAUGGACACAGAAGUCUGUUGGUGCUAUAGGCAACACUGAAUUUCCUUUCCCUGCACUAAGUUAAGGUUGUAAAGAGAUUUAUCCACAGUUAAAAUAAAAUCUGCACUACCUCCAUCGUAAGGCUCAGUGUCAUAAUUGGUAAUGGCUCUCCUUUGAAUCCUGCCUGUUGUUUAUAUUAAAACUCACUAUCAACGCGCCCUGUUUUUAAUGAAAAUCCUACCUGUCAGUGCAUUGUGUUCUGCCUCAUUAAAAAUGCAUUGUUUAUAUUUAUUCACAGAACCGGUACAUUUUUGACAAUGAGCUUGAAGCUGCUUUGUAAGACGUACAAAUACAGUCCUUGCCCCAAUGACUGUAUGAUCUAGAAGGAUGGUGGUGCAGGAUCUGUAUUUUGUUUCCCUAGUUCAGUGUGUCUGAACUCUUCUGCCACGCUGCUACAUCUAAUAAUAAAAGAGUAGCUUAGUCACCACGGGCCCGAUUCCCCACUGCCUUACACAUCGUAGUGUCAUGUACAGUGAGGAUAACAUGAUACCAGAUCACAACAGUCUCAUUUUGCACCCACUUUGCAUUAGUGUAAAAGGUUAUGGCCUGACUCAGCACGUGCUUAAUUUUAAGGUUGUGAAGUCAGUGGGACUACUCAUGCUGAAAUACCUUGCAAAUCAGACCUAAAGUAGUGGAAGGCAGUGGAGAAUCAGGCCCUAUUUUUGAUUAAUCCUUGAUCUCUCUCUUGAGACUGCCAGCAAGAGGGCCAGCGUUGAUGUGAAUACCCAUCCUGUAGGAACUGAAGUGAGACCUCUAAUUCAUUUCAAGCAGAAUACUGAAAAUCAGCCUGUGGUAUAUCGAUGCACUGUGUUAGGGAUGAGCACACUGCUAUAAACAUGAACCUUCACUACCUGGAAAAUGGUACGGUGAUGCUGAACUUCAUUUUUCAGAAAGAGUUGUUCUUCCUCCCACUGGGAUUUGCACUGAAGGCAUUAGUUGGUUUCUCAGAUUACCAGAUUUUUCAGGAGUUGAUCAAAGGAAGAGAAGACAACUCCUUCUAUAAGAACUGCAUCUCUCAGAUGCUGAGAAUGGUAAUGGAGGAGGGCUGUGCCACGCAAAAGCAGGUCCUUAACUACAUUGGGAAAUGCUUCCGAGUGAAACUCAACCUUCCUGAGUGGUACCCAAAUGAACAAGCUGCAGAAUUCCUUCUGGAUCAGUGCAUCUGUGUACACUUGAAAACCAAAACUGAGAAGUUCUACUUGCUUUGUCUGAUGACCCGGAAGCUGUUUGCGUUUGCCAAAGAAGAGUGCCUGGAGGAGAAUCCAGACAGCCUUAUGAAUCAGGAGGUGCUUACCCCAGGGCAGCUUUACCUCAUGUUCUUAAAGGAGAGGAUGGAAGCUUGGUUGCUUUCUGUUAAAGUAGCCUUGGACAAAAGAUCUCAGAAGACCAAUAUAACCAUCAAUUCAGAAAAUAUGAUGAAGCUAUUCAGCAUGGGAAUUGAUGUUACAAGGCCAUUUGAAUAUCUCCUUGCUACUGGUAACCUGCGCUCUAAAACAGGUCUGGGUAUGCUACAAGAUUCUGGGCUGUGUGUGGUGGCAGACAAGCUGAAUUUUAUUCGUUAUCUGUCCCAUUUUCGCUGCGUACACAGAGGUGCUGCGUUUGCCAAGAUGAGAACCACCACAGUGCGCAAACUGCUCCCAGAAUCCUGGGGCUUCCUGUGCCCUGUGCACACCCCCGACGGAGAGCCCUGUGGGCUGAUGAACCAUAUUACGACUGUCUGUGAAAUAGUGACGCAGUCAUCCUACACCUUGUCCCUGCCACCUUUGCUCUGCUCCUUAGGUGUCACUCCCGUUGAUGGGACUCCAAGCCAACCCUAUGCAGAGUGUUACCCAGUCACACUGGAUGGCUCGUUAGUGGGCUGGGUAGAAAAAGAUAUGGCUCCUACGAUUGCAGAUACUCUCCGGCACUUUAAGGUGAUGCAAGAAAAGAAAAUUCCAGCCUGGACUGAGGUGGUCCUUAUUCCAAUGACAGGAAAACCUAGUCUGUAUCCAGGAUUAUUCAUUUUUACUACCCCUUGCAGGAUGGUUCGGCCUGUGAGAAAUUUGGCCUUGGGAAAGGAAGAAUUGAUUGGUACUCUGGAACAGGUCUUCAUGAACAUUGCUGUCCUUGAGGAUGAAGUUGUGCCUGGCGUGACCACUCACCAGGAGCUCUUUCCUCAUAGCAUGCUGAGUGUGGUAGCCAACUUCAUUCCAUUCUCUGAUCACAACCAGAGUCCCAGAAACAUGUACCAAUGCCAGAUGGGCAAGCAAACUAUGGGCUUUCCUCUUCUGACGUACCAGGAUCGCUCAGAUAAUAAACUGUACCGACUUCAGACACCGCAGAGCCCCUUGGUGCGCCCGUCCAUGUAUGAUUACUAUGACAUGGACAACUAUCCAAUCGGUACCAAUGCAAUCGUUGCUGUCAUCUCCUACACUGGCUAUGACAUGGAAGAUGCAAUGAUUGUAAGUAAGGCUUCGUGGGAGAGAGGAUUUGCACACGGCAGCGUUUACAAGACGGAGAGCAUAGAUCUUGCUGAAAAAAUCAAACAAGGAGAUGACAGUCUGGUGUUUGGAGUCAAGCCUGGUGAUCCAAGGGUUAUACAGAAUCUGGACGCUGACGGGCUGCCGCACGUUGGAUCCAUACUGCAAUAUGGGGACCCUUAUUACAGCUACCUGAACCUCAGUACUGGGGAGAGCUUCGUAACCUAUUACAAGAGUAAGGAAAGUUGCAUUGUGGAUAACAUCAAAGUGUGCAGCAAUGACAGUGGAAAUGGAAAAUUUAAAAGUGUUUGCAUCACUAUGAGAAUCCCUCGUAAUCCAACCAUUGGGGACAAAUUUGCCAGCCGACAUGGACAGAAGGGUAUUUUGAGCAGACUCUGGCCAGUUGAGGACAUGCCAUUUACAGAGAGUGGAAUGGUUCCAGAUAUUCUCUUCAAUCCUCAUGGCUUUCCAUCCCGAAUGACCAUUGGAAUGCUGAUUGAGAGCAUGGCAGGGAAGUCUGCAGCAUUGCAUGGCCUCUGUCACGAUGCCACCCCCUUCACGUUUUCGGAGGAGAACUCUGCCUUGGAAUACUUUGGCAAGAUGUUGAAGGCUGCUGGCUAUAACUACUAUGGAACAGAGCGGAUGUACAGUGGAAUCAGUGGGGUGGAACUGGAGGCAGACAUUUUUAUUGGAGUUGUAUACUAUCAACGCCUGCGUCACAUGGUUUCGGACAAGUUCCAAGUGAGGACGACAGGAGCCAGAGAUAAAGUCACCAACCAGCCCAUUGGUGGGAGGAAUGUCCAGGGUGGGAUUCGCUUCGGAGAGAUGGAACGCGAUGCCUUGUUGGCUCACGGCACGUCCUUCUUGCUGCAUGACCGUCUCUUCAACUGUUCCGAUCGGUCUGUGGCCCACGUCUGUGUCAAGUGUGGCAGUUUGCUUUCUCCUUUGUUGGAGAAGCCUCCGCCUUCCUGGUCCACGACGCGCAAUAGGAAAUACUACUGUACUGUGUGCAAUCAGAGCGACACAAUCGACACUGUUUCUGUGCCUUAUGUCUUCCGGUAUUUUGUGGCUGAGUUGGCAGCCAUGAACAUAAAAGUGAAACUCGAUGUGAACUAACUGUGGACGUGAAUAGCAAUUCACGUACUCUGGAAAAACUAAUUUUUAAAUGUCCAGUUUUUUCUGUCAGAGGAUUUAUUGACUCAUAGCUUGAAAUCCUGCAACAGCUGUGGGAUUAGUUUGAUCUGUGUACUCUAACUGGGGAGAUAAUCUGCUAAAUUACUUAGCAAUCAAAUGGAGAAGCGGUACAGAUCCCUUAAUAGUCACUGUUAGCCCUGUAACAGUCCUCUCUGCUUGUGUUUCAUAUUAGCCAAAAAUCUCUUUAGACAGUCGGGUAUGAAAACCGAGCAGUGCCAAUGCUUUACUGGACUAGUGGGUUGGGAAUUAAAGCGUUAACUCCUUUUCCCAGACACUGCAUCUAGUAACUGUGAUGGCUCUGCCCAGCGGGGGAUGGACCACGGUUGUGCUGAAGAGGUUAAAUAAAGUGGAAUGUCCUUGAACACUGGAAGACCACCGAAAGUCUUUGUUAAAGGAGCAAACCUAAUGCCUUAAUGGCUGGCAGUGUCCCUGUCGUGCAGCCAGCCAGGAAAAAUCAUUUCUUUGCCUAUGUGAGAAAUACAUCUGCAGGGAUUAAAAGGGGAAAACACUGGUGAUUUGAAGGCAUGGCCCGAAGUCAGGGCAUGGUAGAGUGGCACUGCUCUAGGAGGCGCUCUGGAGAGAGCCUGCCUCAGAGAGGCACAGUCUGUCAUAGUGCCGAGAGUGCAGUCUGCUCCAUUCAUUGGGGGGAGCAGAUUGCUGCUUCCACUGUGCCAGCCCAUGUGAAGGGGGCAGGCUCUUGUUAGCCCCAGCCCCAGGGCAGCAGCACAAGUUCUUGCUCACCCCUCAGCAGCCACUUGGGCCAUUCACAAUCUGGGCUUUAAGUCUGGUGACUUCCUGCUAUCAGUGCUUCUCUCAGUGUGUGAACAAUUAACACAGACUAGUUACCUUCACUUAGGUGACAGUCAGAUUCUAGUCAGUGUCACUUCCUGGUUCUCAGUCCUAGCAUAAUUUGGGCUGCAAACACUGCAGCAGCAACAUUUAAGUCUUGUCCCUUGUUCAAUUUUAUUUUUUAUUCCAUGGAAAUGUGACUCUGGCUUUGUAAAAGUUAAUUUUUAACUAACCUAAACUUGUGGCAAAAUAAAUCUUUUUAUAUUACG
This is a messenger RNA of Mauremys mutica (yellowpond turtle), 5791 nucleotides long. It is a transcript of the gene POLR1B, whose product is annotated as RNA polymerase I subunit B. Gene Ontology annotation, cellular component: nucleus; RNA polymerase I complex. The record is from RefSeq and is a predicted model, not a curated record. The coding region runs from base 1881 to 4655 and encodes 924 amino acids. Gene Ontology annotation, biological process: DNA-templated transcription. NCBI's taxonomy places the organism in Eukaryota, Metazoa, Chordata, Testudines, Geoemydidae. The transcript has 13 exons. Gene Ontology annotation, molecular function: DNA-directed RNA polymerase activity; ribonucleoside binding; DNA binding.